Pyrgilauda ruficollis (rufous-necked snowfinch) is the source of this 2164-nucleotide messenger RNA. It is a transcript of the gene ARID5A, whose product is annotated as AT-rich interaction domain 5A. The coding region runs from base 19 to 2001 and encodes 660 amino acids. Gene Ontology annotation, biological process: regulation of transcription by RNA polymerase II. The transcript is spliced from 7 exons. Gene Ontology annotation, cellular component: nucleus. Gene Ontology annotation, molecular function: transcription cis-regulatory region binding. NCBI's taxonomy places the organism in Eukaryota, Metazoa, Chordata, Aves, Passeriformes, Passeridae. The record is from RefSeq and is a predicted model, not a curated record.
GCGUGUUGUCGCCAGCCAAUGAGAAGCGAUGGGGGCGUGGCGGCCCCGCCCCUCGGGCGCGCCCCUCGGUCACGUGGCGCGGGCGUGGCCGGUGAGCGCGAGCGGGACCGGGGGCACCGGAGGGGCUCGGGCGGGACCGGGGGGCGUGGGGAGCACCUGGGGACCCCCUCGGGACCCCCUCUGCCCGCCCCGCUCCUUCCUCAGGUCCCGUCCCGAACCCACAGGCAGCGAUUUCCCCCCAUGGAGAAGAACCAGGAGCCGCAAGGAGACCCCCGGGACCCCCCCAGCCCCGCCCAGCCCGCCGACGAGCCGGGGGCCGGGGAUGGCGCCGAGAGGGACAAGGCGGUGGGAGAAGGUGGGGACAAGGACAAGGACGAGGAGGACAAGGAGAAGGAGGAGGAGGAGGCUUUCCUCGUCAGCCUCUACAAGUUCAUGAAGGAGCGGCACACGCCCAUCGAGAGGAUCCCGCACCUCGGCUUCAAGCAGAUUAACCUCUGGAAGAUCUACAAGGCCGUGGAAAAGCUGGGAGCCUACGAGCUGGUGACAGGCCGCCGGCUCUGGAAGAACGUCUACGACGAGCUCGGGGGCAGCCCCGGCAGCACCAGCGCGGCCACCUGCACCCGGCGCCACUACGAGAGGCUCGUCCUUCCCUACGUGCGGCACCUCAAGGGCGAGGAGGACAAACCGCUGCCCCCCAGCAAACCCCGCCGGCAGUACAAGGUCUCCAAGGACGACAAGAGCAAGAGGGCCAGGAAGGAGAAGGGCCGCGAGCAGGUGGCUCCGGACAAGGCGCGGCCGGAGGCGGGCGCGGAGGACGCGGCGGAGCGGGGCCGGGGGACAGACGGACGCUCCAGCCCGGCCAUGCCGGCCCCCAGCCCCUCGGGGAGGUGUCCCAGCCCCUGCAGGAGCCACAGCGAGACCUACAAGCGCCUCUUCUCCAGCUUCUACUCCAAAGGGAACCACCCCAUCAUGUCCCCGCUGGCCAAGAAGAAGCUGCUGGCGCAGGUGAGCAAGGCCGAGUCCUUGCACUGCCACAAGCGCCACUGCCCCGAGAGCCGCCGGGCACCGAGCGACAGCGGCCCCGAGCCGCCCGGGCCGGCUGAGCAGAGGAGCCCGGAGCCGUGGGGAGCUCCGGACAGAGCUCCGAGCGUGGCGAGCCCGGCCCACAGCGCAUCCCCGGCGGGCAGAGACAUCCAGGGCUGCCCGCAGGACGGCAGCGCGGCCCCCGCCGUCUUCACCGGCUACUUCCACGCCUACCGCAGCGAGGGCCCGCAGCCCGGCGGCUGUCCCCCGCUCUGGGGAUACUUCUCCAACCUGAAGGAUUUUUUGGAGCCGCCCUCCGCCUUCCCGGCGCGGCCCGAGGAGCCCGAGCAGCCCCCGGAGCUGCGGAGCCAGGGCCGGCCGUGGGAGGGCCGGGCCGCCGCUGUCCAGGCUUGCUGGGUGCCCCCCGGGGCCACCUUCGGCCCCGCCGCGUCCCGGGCCGGCCACGGCCGCCACGAGGAGGAGGAGGAAGAUGAUGAUGAUGAGGAGGAGGAGGACGAGGAGCCCUUCGGCCCCAGUGCCAAGUCACGCGCCGUGUCCCCCUUGGCCAAGGAGGGCAGGGACAGGCGGAGCCGCUCGCCGGGUGGCCACCAAGUGCUGGCCAAACCCAAGGCCGUGGUGGCCACUCCGGCUUUCACCGCGCCGCUGCCGCCGGACGCUUUCAAGGGAGCCGCGCUGCAUUUCCCGGGCGGCUUCGGGAGCCCCCUGGAGCACCUGAGAACCCAGGGCGUGCCGGUGGCCCCGGCGCUCUCCGUGAGCCCCUUGGUGAUCCCGGCCUUCCCCAGCCCUUUGGUGGUGGCCUCCGAGCUGUGCCGCCCGCUGGCCACCGGCGCCGGCCGCUUGCCCGCGUCCUUCGGCAGCUCGCCGCGGCCCCGGCUGUUCCCGGCGGCUCCGUGGCACGGGCAGCGCUCCUGCGGCUCCCCGCACGUCCCGGCCUUCCCGCACCACGCCAGGCCCUAGCGCUGCCACGGCGGGGACAGCGAGGGGACAGCGAGGGGACAAUCCGGACUGGGCCGUUUGGAUUGCCCAGCUCAGAGCUGUUGGUAGCCGGCGGUGACCGCGGCAGGGUUCUCUCUAUUUUCUAUAUAUCCACACACAAAUCUAUAAAAAAGGGAGCAACAGC